Messenger RNA from Salvelinus fontinalis (brook trout), 2480 nucleotides. It is a transcript of the gene anxa13l, whose product is annotated as annexin A13, like. Bases 161 to 1111 code for a protein of 316 amino acids. Gene Ontology annotation, cellular component: cytoplasm. The transcript is spliced from 11 exons. The record is from RefSeq and is a predicted model, not a curated record. NCBI's taxonomy places the organism in Eukaryota, Metazoa, Chordata, Actinopteri, Salmoniformes, Salmonidae. Gene Ontology annotation, molecular function: calcium-dependent phospholipid binding; calcium ion binding.
AGCCAGCUAAAUUGAUAAACGCUGGUGACGUCAACUAUGCUGGCAGGGCUGGUCCUUCGUGUGCAGAAUCGACUUCUUCAAGGGUGACUAGCGAGGAGAACCAUUGACUGACCCGACACUGUACAUCAUCUUCGCUGGAUUUGAAAACAAGAGUUUCAACAUGGGCAACGUCCAACCAACUAUUACCCCCUAUGAGGAUUUUGAUGUCGUGGCUGAUAUCAAGGCCAUUCGCAAAUCCUGCAAAGGUUUGGGGACGGAUGAGGAGGCCAUCAUUGAGAUCCUGGCCAAUCGUUCAUCAGCACAGCGCUUGGAAAUCAAGCACGCAUACUUCGAGAAGUAUGACGACGAGUUGGAGGAGGUGUUGAAGAAGGAGCUGACUGGUAGUUUUGAGAUGGCCAUCGUGGCCAUGCUAGAUCCGCCCCACAUCUACUCUGCCAAGGAGCUGAGGAAGGCCAUGAAAGGGGCGGGCACCGACGAGGCCGUUCUGGUGGAGAUCCUGUGCACCAGCACCAAUCAAGAGAUCCUGACUUGCCAGGAGGCGUAUGCCCAGGUGAACGAACGUGACCUUGUGGCUGACAUUGAGGAUGACACCAGUGGAGAUGUCAAGAACCUCCUGAUAUCUCUUCUGCAGGCUAACCGAGAUGAGGGCUUCGAGGUGGACGAGGGACUGGCCGAGCAGGAUGCAACCGCUAUGUUUGAGGCAGGAGAGGGUCGUUUUGGAACGGACGAGUCCACCUUCAGUUACAUUCUGACACACAGGAACUACCUGCAGCUUCAGGCCACCUUCAAGAUCUAUGAGCAGCUCUCUGGGACAGAGAUCCUGGAUGCCAUUGACAACGAAGCCACUGGGACUUUGAAGGAGUGUUACAUCACCCUGGUGCGGUGCGCCAAAAACCCUCAGCUCUAUUUUGCCCGUCGCCUGAACGCCGCAAUGAAAGGGGCGGGCACCGACGAAGACACGCUCAUCCGCAUCAUCGUUGGUCGCUCAGAGUUUGACCUGGAGACCAUUAAGGAGAUGUACCUGGAGAAGUAUGAUGUUCCUCUGAAAGAAGCUCUGAGCUCUGAGUGUGGAGGAGACUUCAAACGUCUCCUACUGGAGAUCCUGCACUAAGACUCCUGUUUCUCUCUCUUUCUGUUCCUCUUCCUUUGACAGUUCCACUCCUAAAACACCUGUCUUCUUAUUCUUCUACCUCUCUCAUAUCCUCUUCCUCCUCUCCGGCUCUGACUGCAGCAUGGACCAAAAACCAACCACACCGUCAUGUUACUAACACAGACAAAAAAACGUCACUAACUUCUACAUCGAGUUAUGAGCAGAAGACUGCCAGGUAGCCUGGGCCGUAUACUGGAUAAUGAAUUAAGUCCCAGACCUUAAUCAUUAUAUUGAUAAACUAUGUUUAUUACACAUUCCACAGUUAGGCUCUUCUUACAUACAGUAAACGAACCAACUUAUUAUUUUGUCAUUUUUUACUUUCCCUCUUUUUCAAAGCCACAGGAAGUAGGGGUGCUGAGGGUGCUGCAGAACCCCUUGGGGGGAGGGACUUUUUUUUUUUUUUUUUUUCAAAAUUUGUGAACUUGCCCUUUACUACUCCUGUAUUAGUUGAGUAAAAAUACUCCUCAGCAUCCCCAUGCUCUUAUUUCUUUCUUGUUUGUGGCUGAUGGUUGAUGUUGGCUGUAGCAUUAGUUCAUACAACGUUUACUGUGUCUACCACAUAGAUGCCUUGACUAGCCUUAAGAUAUGCCAUUCUUAUUUUCUUUCUGCUGCACCACUCAAGCUCCGAGUAAUCUCAUUGGAAGCUUUCCGGUACAUACAGGAUCACGACAUGGCUCCAUUUUGAAUCGAGAAGAGAUCAAAACAUAUCUGGUUUAGAAUUUCUAUCCCAUCAUUUUAGGAUGUUUAACCUGUAGGCAAAGAAGUUCACCGGUGACUGGUGUUUAUAGAUCACCUUUUUAGAUCAAAGCCUUCUCUUUUGAAAUAUUUCCAUUUUGAUUGACAAUUCUUUCUUUUCUAAUAUAACUUGAUGGAAAACAGCAGUAGUAACCAAUCUAACUAGUUGAUAUAAAGAUGUGCAUUGCAGUGGAUGUUAAUGCUUUUAGAGAGCAAUGGGGCUCUAAAAAUUAAUAUAUUAUGGAAGAAUGCUAUGGUGCAUUCAAUUGUAGUAUUUAAUCAUUUAAAGGAAAUAUGCUAAUUAAUCGUAAGGCUUCAAGUACAAUCAUAAGCAUGUAAAAUUAAAGUCAACUACUGUAAUGGUAAUGAAUAAUAUUACAUAGCCUCCUAAAAUGGUAUAUCAAAAAUACCUCUAACUAUCUUGUAGUGAGAGUAGGCUUCUGUUGUGUCGGCUAUACAGGUGUCAGAACGGUGUUGAUGACAACCAGGUCAAUGUCAACGACUUGCAUUUUGGAUGAAUGUUAUCCUGAACAUGGCCAAAGAUUUGUGGUUACUGUAAAAUAUAAAUAAAGCAUAGCUAUAUUAAACCGAACAA